This is a messenger RNA of Schistosoma margrebowiei, 732 nucleotides long. The record is from the annotation of a GenBank genome assembly. NCBI's taxonomy places the organism in Eukaryota, Metazoa, Platyhelminthes, Trematoda, Strigeidida, Schistosomatidae.
AUGGAUGGAAAAGUUUGUUUAACCACCAAUAUAAAUAAUUAUAUUCAUGAUGCCAAAUCUGCAUAUGAAGCGAGUAUACGAUUAGCACAUUUAGGCAAAUCAAAUUAUCCACCUAUUAGAACAUUUCAAAAUAAGAUAACUAGUACAAAUAAUGUAUAUGAUGACUUUAAAAUUGCUCAAAAAAUUCCGAAAUCAACACAUUUAACAAUUCGUGAUUUAACAUGGGAACAAAAAGAACGUGUCCUUUCUAUUUUAUUUGAAAAAAUGAAUCAUUCCAAAAUGAAAACUAAUCAUAAUAAAUCAUCAAUGAAUCAUUUAAAUAAUCAAUUUAAUAAAGAAUUAAUCAUACAAAUGAAUAAUUGUAACAAUGAAACGAAUCAACAGCUUGAAUUGAAUGACAUUGAUUCCAAGUCAAUUCUAUUGACAAUCAAUAAUGAGGAUGAGGACGUUGAUGAUGCUGAUGGACAUGAUCAAGGUAAAAUAAAAGAUCAAGUUAAUAAUGAUAUUAAAGUAAAGGAGAAUCAUCAAAAUCAAUCGAAAGAAUUAACAAGAAAACUUUAUGAAAAAGUAAUUCAAUACAAAGAUCAUGAAAUUGAUGAAACGAAUUCAAUUAAACAAUCGGAUGUUAAAUGUACAUUAGGCAAUGAUUAUGAAACUAUUCCAAAAAAUAUUGAUUCUACAAUGAAUUGUCAAAUAAAUCAAACUAAAGUACCAUAUCCAUCACCACAAUAG